Messenger RNA from Triticum urartu, 1848 nucleotides. Its product is annotated as protein neprosin-like. The record is from RefSeq and is a predicted model, not a curated record. Lineage: Eukaryota; Viridiplantae; Streptophyta; Magnoliopsida; Poales; Poaceae.
AUGGGCGGGGGUGUGGCUGGGCAGGUGGCCGCCGGCUCACCGGGCCCCGUUGUGGUGGGAGGGCCGGGUGACGCGGCCGUCUCACCGGCUUCCUCCCCGGAGCACCGCGCAUGGGUUUCCCCGGACCCUGCUAUUGGCGGGUCGCCCGUGGACAGGCUGCGGGCGACAUCGCCGCGUUGUUCUCCCGCCCCGGUGACUACGACCCGGGGCGCCGCUGUUGGGGGACAGGCAGGAGGCCUCUCCCCUAGCAGAGCUUCACGCGAGGAGGUCAUCGCCUUUGGCGGUAUCCCGGAUCCUGUCUCCCAGGGGAGGCGGAUCAGCGGGAGGCUGCAGGAGCAGCCGGACGUUGAUGACAUGCAGCGGAGGUGUGCUUUGAGGGCUGCCAAGUUGCGUGACGUCGAGAUCUCCACUGGUAUGUCUGUUAAUAAGUCGAAUUCCAUUUUGCAUUUUACUGAUGAUGAAAUUAUUCAUAAUGCAAAUCAAAUAGGAGUUUCACUUGGUAAUAAUGAUCUUGAAAUAUCCAAGUCGGUUAACGACAUUCUUGAUUUGGAAGCUGAACGUGCGGUAGAUAUGAUUCAUCACAUUGCUGCCGUUAAACCAAUGAACGACUCAGAGAUAUAUGCGCUUGGGGUUAAGGUUCUUGAUGGCUUGUGUGCCGAUCUUGACCCUGCACUACUUGAGACUGAGGAGGACACCAAUACUGAGAUGUCUCUUCAUGUAGAUGAGCCCUUAGUGCUAGAAGCAGAGAAUGAGUGCGGUGAUCAGGCUGAUGGUCACAUAAAGCCAAAACGGAUGUGGAAACGGAAGAUCCCCACAUAUCAACAAUUUAAUAAGACCAUUAUGAUGGAAGAAGGAGAUAUCUAUGAUUGCAUCAAUGUGAAUCUACAACCGGCUUUUAACCACCCAUUGUUGAAAGACCACACAAUUCAGAUGGAACCAAGUUCUUUUCCGAUUGGACUAAACAUAAAAUCUUUGUUCCCACAUGUCGUUUCACAAGCGCAUUUGUCUAUCGUCGAAUGCCCAAGAGGAAUGGUUCCAAUACUACGUAAUGGUAGAAGGGACCAAAUAUCAGCACACUUUAUAGAUCAAGUGAUUAACAAGGAUGCACAACUUGAGGAGGCAGGAAUGAAAUAUUUUGAUGAUUUAUAUGGGGUACAAGCUACAAUAAAUGUUUAUGAGCCAAAGGUGAAGAAGGAUAGCGGGGAUCUUAGUCAAACAGGGAUCCAAAUUGAUAAUGGACCAAAGGGUCAUAUGGACAGUAUAAAUGCUUGUUAUUCAGUAUCUCCAAGCUUCUAUGGCGAUACUUUUGCGAGGUUUCAUGUUGGUUGGCGCGAUGGUGUACAAAACAAGUCAUGCAUUGAUCAUGAUUGCCCUGGUUUUGUUCAAGUUAGCCACAAUGUUGGCCUUGGAGGAAGAGUAAAACCUGUUUCAGUUUACAAUGGACCACAAUAUGUGAUACACAUUCUUAUUUUCAAGGACCCAAAGACACAUAAUUGGUGGUUGGCGUAUGGUGAAGACAAGACACCAGUUGGAUAUUGGCCAAGUUCAUUAUUCACUCGCCUUAAGGAUAAAGGGAACUUUUCAUACACGGGUGGGCACGUUUCAGGACCGACAGCUUCAUCAAACUCUCCACAAAUUGGUAGUGGGCAUUUUGCCUCCGAUGGCUAUGGAAAAGCGGCUUUUAUAAAAGAUAUCCAAAUUAUUGAUAACAACAACAAGCUUGUAACACCAAAUAAAGAGAAAGUGCUUACUGGCAGUAGUGAUUUAAGGAAAUAUACCAUCAGCGAUUAUGGAGUUGAUGACCAUGGUGUGCAUAUGUACUAUGGUGGACCGGGUAAUUAUGUCUAA